GAGAAUAAAAAAUAUAAAAAAAAAAAAAAAAAGAAGGAAUAAGAAAGUGCAUCAGAAAGCCAGAUAACUAUGAAAAGUUCAGGGAAGUGACUCAAGAGGAAGAAGAAAACCCAACUCUCUUUCAGGGACGGCUUGUGGAGGCUUUUAGAAAAUUUACUAACAUAGACCCCUCCACUCCGGAGGGUCAAGCUCUGCUGGGACAACAUUUUGUCAGUCUGCCCCAGAUAUUAGGUGACAACUCCAAAAGUUACAAUUAGGCCCACAAACCCCUAUGCACCAACGCUUAGAGGUGACCUUUGGGGUAUUUAAUAAUCGAGAUCAAAUUCAGGAGGAGGAAAGAACUCAAUGUGAGAAAAGGCAGGCCAAGGCUCAAGCUAAACAGGUAACAGUUGCUGUCAGCCAUGCCUGGCAACCUCAGGGCAACCCGAAGGGGACAAGGAGUUUCAACCAUCAGUCUCGAGGUAAAACCAACAAGAGGGAAUGCUUCAAAUAUAAGUCAACUGGCCACUGGGCCUGUAAAUGCCAGGAGCGCCCCCAGGCCAUGCCCAGUCUGCAAAGAGACGGGUGUCUGGAGGUGGGCGUGCCCUCAGCCCUGAAGGGGAAAGGAAGCUCCUGAUGCUGAUGGCCAUGCUGGACAACUGAGGCGGUCUCGGGGAUUCUGGCUGCUCCCCCAUGCCCCCCACAAGCUGUCUAUCUCUGUCGAGGAGCCCCAGGUGGUCCUUGAUGUGCCAGGUAAGAAGAUCGAUCUUUAAAAUUGCUACGGGAGCCACUUAUUCUGUCUUGAUUUCUCAUGCUGGGCCUCUUUCCUCUAAAAGUUGCACAGUAACUGGUGUUGACAGAAAGCCUUGAACGCAUUACUUCCCUGGGCCUCUCGCUUGCCAGUUUGAACAGUGUUUGAUCUUACAUAGUUGAUCUUACCUAGAUCUUUCUAGUUGUUCCUGAGUGUCCUACCCUACUGCUCGGGAGAGACCUUCUGGGCUCCCUUGGGGCUAUAUUAGGUUUAAGGGUGGGCCUAGGGCAGCCCUGUUUCUUGACCCUGGCUAAGGCAGAUCAACGGGAAGAGCAAGGGCCUGCUCGAAGGCUGAUCUUCAGCUCUUGCCUUUUUAAUCUACUUGUUAAGUUUGCUUUUUCCAGGUUACAGCAAUUCAAGAUGAUGGUGAUGCAGGGAUUCCAUCCACUCCCUGAAACCAGUCCUGCCGGAAUAACAGCAGAAGUUGCCCUGGGGCCCCUAACAAGGCAAGGUAAGAGUUCCGUGGCCCCAAUUAGGUAGGGUGGGUCUAUGAACCCAAUGUCAGCCUGAAGAAGCUACAGAAGAUGAACCAUUGCCCUUCAUCCUCCCAAUAAGAUGUUUUUGGGUCCACAUCUCUCAGGAGGGAUUUGAGGUAGGAAAUAGAUAGGGCCCUGGUGAGCAGUUGCAGCUGGUCUCCUGCUGAUGCUUUGAGAUGGGAUACCAGCGGGAGCACUGGGCCCUGAUUGGGCGCAUUCUUGUGGAUUUCCCAGCCCAACACAUGCGCACAGAAGGCCCUCAGUCUAGGGGAAGGACAGAAGGAGGGAGAAGAUGCCAGCUGGAAUCCAUCUUGCCUGAGAGAUGGGCGCCCACACCAGGACCAAAUACGGAGAUGAUUGGUCAGAAAAACAACCCGGAAAAGUGCCCCUAUAAAAGCAACCUAAGCUGCCCCUAUUGUGUGCGACCUCUGUUGCUCUGCCACGUGUCCUUUGCUUCUAAUAAACACUUUUAUCUUUUUCAUAAUCUUUGUCUCUUUGCUGAAUUCUUUCUUCAAAGAAGACAAGAACCAAGGUCCUUCUUCCAGUUGCUCCACCACCAGAAUCAGCUCCAGCAUCCUUUUGGGGAAAUCCUCGUCUACCGAACCCUGAGCCACAGGUGGGCAGGAUGGGGUGUCAUAGUCACCGGUGGGCCUUGCCCCAGCCCAGGACAGGUAGGUGCAGAGCAGCCCCUCCAUGGUCAGCUCUGCCUGGGGUGACCAGGCUGAGGUCUGCCUUGUCAGGGAGGGGAGAGAUGGGGGUCCCACUUUGGGUGACUGAGGAGUUACAGGGACAGGGAGAAAAAUGGAGAGGGACAGACAGCGAGGCAUCCACCAGACAGACACAGAGAGAAAAAGAGACACAGGAAGAGAUAUAAAGAGAGGGAUGGAGGGACUUCCCAGGUGGUCUAGUGGUUAAGACUCCACGCUUCCAAUGCAGGGGGCCCGGAUUCAAUCCCUGGUCAGGGAACUAGAUCCCACAUGCUGCGCAGCAUGGUCAAAAAAUAAAUAAAAAAGAGAGAGAGAGAGAGAGAGAUGGAGACAGCGGGAGAUACAGAGAGAGACACAGAUACAGAUAAACAAAAAAUGGAGAAAGACAAAAGGAGACGAGAGAGAGAUGGACAGAGACAGUGAGGUCAAGAUAGAGAAGAGAGAUAACAACGGCAGGCAGAGAGAGAAACUGUCAGAUGGAGAGACAGAGAGCGAGAGAUACGGCAGUAAAGAUGACUCCCUCCAGGAUAAAGCAGGCUGUAAAAAAGGCAGAUCAAAGGCACUAAAAAAAAAAAAAAAAAAACACGCCUCUCUCCCCAUCCCUGCCCUCCUCAGCCCCACAGAGGGGAGGCCUGCAGGGACAAGCUGGCAGAGAUGCACCGCUCACCGAUGCAGAGAUGCAGAUAUGCAUUGGCCUGGAAGCUGAGCCCAGGCCCCUCCCCUUCUCCCACCAGCUCUGGCAGUUUGGCUGCUGGGUGGACGUCGUGGUGGACGACAGGCUGCCUGUGCGUGAGGGGAAGCUGAUGUUCGUGCGCUCGGAUCAGCGGAACGAGUUCUGGGACCCACUCCUGGAAAAGGCCUACGCCAAGUAAGGACCCCGACGCCACCACGCUGACCUCCUUCUAGGCACUCCCACAGCAGCAGCUGGUCCUCCUUCAGCUCUGCCCACCUUCCCUCCUGCUGCUGGCCAAGCCCAUUAAGCUGCUACCCUGGCCACAACUGAAGGCCCCACGCCCUGAAGCGGAAAACACUGAAGAGGCGUCCUUGCUCCCCGGCACCCCAAACCAUCAAUUAGUAUUAACGAGGGAAGGUUCCUCUCUGCCUAAAGACCCCCAUCUGGGCUCAGAUGGAGGGGAGGCCCCACCCCCAUGACUCAGGAGGUUAAAGGGCCUGGAGCCGGCCUGUGAGCCCACAGUGUCCGGAUGGCGUGUGGCAGCAGGAGAGUCACCAUCCAGCUGGUGAACGAGGAGGCAGGGCCUGGAACCAAGGGCCCAAAGCCCUUUCGGGGCCACAACUACAGAGCAAUCCGAGCAGCCUGCCUGGAUGAGGGGAUCCUGUUCCAAGAUCCAUACUUCCCUGCUGGCCCUGAUGCCCUUGGCUAUGACCAGCUGGGGCCUGACUCGGGGAAGGCCAAAGGGGUGGAAUGGAAGAGGCCCCAUGAGUUUUGCGCUGAGCCCCAGUUCAUCUGUGAGGACAUGAGCCGAACAGACGUGUGUCAGGUGAGUCUGGGUAACUGCUGGUUUCUUGCAGCCGCUGCCUCCAUCAGUCUGUACCCACGACUCCUGUCCCAGGUGGUCCCCCCGGGACAGGGCUUCCAAGAUGGCUACGCAGGCGUCUUCCACUUCCAGCUCUGGCAGUGUGGCUGCUGGGUGGACGUCGUGGUGGACGACAGGCUGCCUGUGCGUGAGGGGAAACUGAUGUUCGUGCGCUCGGAUCAGCGGAACGAGUUCUGGGACCCACUCCUGGAAAAGGCCUACGCCGAGCUCCAUGGCUCCUAUGAGGUGAUGCAAGGCGGCCACAUGAAUGAGGCUUUCGUGGACUUCACAGGCGGGGGUGAGGCGCUCUACCUGAGGCAGGACACUCCAGGCCUCUUCUCUACCCUGCUCCAUGCCCUGACCAAGGAGUCCCUCGUGGGAGCCACUGCCCUGAGUGAUCGGGGCGAGUACCGUACAGAAGAUGGGCUGGUGAAGGGACACACGUAUCCAGUCACAGGCACACACAAGGUGUCACUGGGCUUCACCCACGUGAGUCUGCUGCGGCUGCGGAGCUCACGGGGCCGAGUGGAGUGGCCUGGGGCCUGGAGUGCCAGCUGCCCACGCUGGGACGCGCUCCCCGCUGAGUGGCGAAUGCCUUACUGGUUGUAAGAUGCCUUACUGGUGAAAAAGGAGGGUGGUGAGUUCUGGAUGGAGCUGCGGGACUUCUUCUGCCACUUCGCCACCAUCCAGGUCUGCUCGCUGAGCCCUGAGGUGCUGGUCCCCAGCCCGGCUGGAGGCGGCAGGUGA
Physeter macrocephalus (sperm whale) is the source of this 4255-nucleotide messenger RNA. RefSeq names its product calpain-12-like. Gene Ontology annotation, cellular component: cytoplasm. Lineage: Eukaryota; Metazoa; Chordata; Mammalia; Artiodactyla; Physeteridae. Gene Ontology annotation, biological process: proteolysis. Gene Ontology annotation, molecular function: calcium-dependent cysteine-type endopeptidase activity. The record is from RefSeq and is a predicted model, not a curated record.